Lathyrus oleraceus (garden pea) is the source of this 2013-nucleotide messenger RNA. RefSeq lists its product as uncharacterized. The record is from RefSeq and is a predicted model, not a curated record. The coding region runs from base 1 to 2013 and encodes 670 amino acids. NCBI's taxonomy places the organism in Eukaryota, Viridiplantae, Streptophyta, Magnoliopsida, Fabales, Fabaceae. The transcript is spliced from 2 exons.
AUGGUUGGAAGUGCUUCUUUGGGAUUCUCCGAGCUUGUUGUUAUAGGAGCUCGCGUGGAAUAUGGUGUAAGGAAUGGCAAACUGGCGGCUGUAGCUGAAACUUCAAAUGUUAAUCCGAAGAAGUUCUCUGGAGGGUUUCCUAGAAAGAAAAAAGGGGAAACAAAUGAUGUGACAACUGGUCAGGGAAGAGCUCCCCUAAGAAGGAGACCACAACAAUAUCCACCUCAGCAGUAUGUUCAACAACCAAUUCCCUAUCAGCCACCCAUGUAUCCCGUCCAGUAUGCUCUACAACCGUACGUGGCUGCUGUGACGCCUGCGUUCAAUCAACAGCCUGCUCAGGCUUAUCAAGCGCCUCCAGUCUAUCGACCAGCUCCAGUUCAACAACGUGCUGCGGCUCCGCCAGUUUAUCAACAAGCACCAGCAGCUCCUGUUUAUCAACAACCAAGAGCUCAAGCGCCGAGGCAGAAUGCUCAAAACCAAAAUAGGAGACAAGGGGAGAGGGCGACCUUCAAUCCAAUCCUGAUGUCCUACACCGAGCUUUAUCCCUCCUUGUUGCAAAAGGGGUUGGUAGUUUCCAGACCUAUGGGACCACCACCUGAUCGUCUUCCUCCAUGGUACAACCCUAAUGCACACUGCCCUUUUCAUGAAGGUGCCCCCGGGCAUGACUUAGAGGGUUGUUACGCUCUGAAGCAUAGGGUUCGGGAAUUGAUUGAGAGCAAGAUCUUGUCUUUUAAAGACAUGGGACCGAAUGUAAAGAAAAAUCCCCUUCCUUCCCAUGAAAAUCCUGGAGUCAACGCCAUUGAAGACGCUUCUGUUGGUGUUACGGUUGAUAAGGUGGAGGAUGUUAAGACUCCUUUGGCAGCAUUCCAUGCCCGAUUGGUGGAAGUUGGCCUGGUUGAUGUCGAUCAUGACGACUGUGAAGAGUGUGCCACACACCUAAGAGGAUGUCAGGUGGUACGAGAUAAUAUCCAAAACUUGAUGGAUGAAGGAGUGCUUCAAAUAUCAAAUGUUGUGAAGAAUGAGGAUGUGUUGGUGAUUGAACCUUGUUUCAAUUUACCUGAACCAGUCGAAAUCCCAUAUUAUAGUGAUGGAGUGGUCUCGGUAAACAGUAAGCCAUCGCCUGUCGAGAUAUGUAUGCCCACGCCUUUUCCCUACGAGAGCACCAAGGUUGUGCCUUGGAAAUAUAAGAUUACUGCUGUGGAUAAGGUUGUUGAAGGAAGUUCAGACGUUGAGGUGACAGAAGCUGUAAGUGAAGACGUCACAAAUAUUGCAGGAAUGAGCAGAAUGACCCGUAGUGGUCGAAUCUAUACACCCGAAUUCAAUGUGACCCCCCAAGGGCCAAACAAGGAAUCAACGGUUGUAGCUCCCACUAAAGAACCCGAAGUGGUUCAAUCCGAAGAUGUUGUUGAAUUCUUGAAGUUAAUCAAGAAAAGUGACUACAAGGUUAUGGACCAGUUGCCUCAAACACCAUCUAAGAUCUAUAUUCUGUCUUUGCUAUUGAACUCCCAAGCCCAUAGGGAGGCUUUGUUAAAGGUGCUUGCUCAAGCUCAUGUAACACAAAGAAUAACAGUAGACCAAUUUGAUGGAGUGGUUGCAAACAUCACAGCUUGCAACACUUUGAGCUUCAGUAGAGAGGAAUUACCUGAGGAUGGACAAAAUCAUAAUUGGGCAGUCACCUCCACCUUACAUCAGAAGAUGAAGUUUGUAGUGGACAAUCAACUAAUCAUCAUUUCUGGAGAAGAGGACUUUGUGGUCAGUCACCUUUCAUCCUUUAGAUAUAUCGAGGCUGAUGAGGACGCUUUGGAAACUUCUUUCCAAGCUCUUGAAAUAGCCAAUGCCACUUUUGUGGAGAUGAAGGACCCUGUUGGGAAAGCUUGUUCAUCUUUCACUUCUCUGAAAAGCGCAAAGUCUAGCAUUGAAGGAGGAAACCCUGAAGGUUGCGGUCAGCUUAUUGACAUUCGUGAGAAGCAUGAUCAUUUUGGUUUGGGAUAUGUGCCUUCCGCUGCGAAAUGA